This is a messenger RNA of Hibiscus syriacus, 1429 nucleotides long. RefSeq lists its product as uncharacterized. The transcript has 3 exons. Lineage: Eukaryota; Viridiplantae; Streptophyta; Magnoliopsida; Malvales; Malvaceae. The coding region runs from base 112 to 1428 and encodes 438 amino acids. The record is from RefSeq and is a predicted model, not a curated record.
UGUUUAUCUCUCCCCCAAUCCUCUCUUCUUCACUAUACUCUCUUCUUUCACUUCCACCACACCAAAUCUCCUCUCUUUCAGUGCCAGAAAAAAAGGAAAACCUUUGAUUUGAUGAGGAAACUUUGUCCAAAUUAUGACAUCCCAGAUGGGUUGGACACUGUCCUCGAAGUACCAAUCCCGGAAGAAAUGUUUGUUCCAAACAAGACGACUCAUCAUCAUCAUCACCGUUCAUGGCAGAACAUGAAAUCAUGGAUGAACAUGAAGCAGAACCCCGACCAAAGACAUUCCAUGGUGGCUGUUUUCGGGGGGAGGAACACCGAGAUUCAGCUCCUGCUUGGUGUCAUCGGCGCUCCGUUGAUUCCUCUCCCUAUAAACCCUAACAACGAUGACCAUUCCAUCACCAAAAAUAUCAAGGAUCACCCGAUUGAAUUUUCGAUGGCGAAAUACAUAGUGAAGCAGUACAUUGCGGCGGUCGGCGGGGAGAAGGCAUUGGGUGCGAUCGACAGUAUGUAUGCGAUGGGGAAAGUGAGAAUGGCGGCUUCGGAGUUCAGUGCCGGAGAAGGCAGUGUGAACAACAAGAUCGUUAAAGUGAGGAACUUGAGGCACGGUGGCGGAGAGGUAGGUGGUUUCGUUUUAUGGCAGAAACGGCCGGAGCUCUGGUGUCUGGAACUGGUGGUUUCCGGAUGCAAAAUCAGCGCCGGCAGUGAUGGAAAAGUGGCUUGGAGGCAGACACCAUGGCACCAUUCUCAUGCUUCUAGAGGUCCCCCUAGGCCUCUCAGGCGUUUCCUACAGGGACUUGAUCCGAGAUCGACAGCAAAUUUGUUCACAAACUCGAUUUGUAUCGGCGAAAAGACGAUAGAAGACGAUGACUGUUUCAUCCUAAAACUAGAGGCUGAGCCUUCAACGCUAAGAGCUAGAAGCAGCAACAAUGUAGAGAUCAUCCGUCACACUGUCUGGGGUUGCUUCAGUCAAAGAACAGGCCUCCUAAUCCAACUCGAAGACUCCCAUCUACUACGAAUAAAAUCUCCCGGUUCCGACGGCGUCUUUUGGGAAACAACCAUGGAAUCCUCGAUCCAAGACUAUAGAACAGUGGAUGGUGUCAACAUUGCACACGCCGGCAAGACCCGUGUCUCAUUGUUCCGGUUCGGGGAGAACUCGGAAAGCCAUUCGAGGACGAGGAUGGAAGAGGUUUGGACGAUAGAAGAAGUCGACUUUAACAUCAAAGGGUUGUCGAUGGAUUGCUUUCUGCCUCCCGGUGAUCUGAAGAAAGAAGAGGAAGGGUUCGGGAUCGUAUCGAGCAACAUAAGGUUACCAUUCAGAGUUAGACAUGAUCAAUCUAAUAGGGUUAACGGUUCCAAAGUUGUUGCCAUCGACAUCGAUGAAUGUGACGAUAAAUCCUCCUCGGAUGAUGAUGAUGAUUUGUUUUAAA